AUGGACGUAUUGUGGCUGCUGUUGACCACGUCAUUGGUGGGCUUCGCCACAUUGGUACAGAUUCUGAUAGGUUGUGGCAAGAAGGUAAGGUUUUGGAGGGGUUCUGGUUUGAUGUUGUGGUAGGAGACUUGGGGCUUGUUUGAUAGGUUUUUGAGCGGAUUUUGAAGUUUUUAGAAGGUUAACAUAACAAUAAUGAUGAAGAAGGACCUUGUGGUCAUACUGGUUUUUAAAAUUUUAAAAUUGACAAACUGGAAAGAAAGUUAUUGCGGUUUUGGUCAGACAUACUCUAAGAGCUUGAUUUUUUUGGAAUAGGCGUAAAGAAUGGGCUGAAAAUAAAGUUUUUGCAAUUUUUUUCACAAAUGUUUAAAUUUAAGGUGAUAGACUAAUGUUUUAGCUAUCUAAGCAGCUUAAAACUGUGGAUAUUGGUCUGACGUCCAAAAAGUUAUGGCAUUAUUCGUGAACCCACUUCUUUUUUUUGUUGUUACCUCCUUGGACGAAAAUGGUUUGUAAAGAAAGUUUUAGCAUGGAUUUUAAAACUUCUGAAGUCCACAGUGAUAGACUAUGGUUUUUGUUACCUAAUCAUUUAAAAAUUUUGAAAAUCGACCGGUAGUUACAAAAGUUAUGACGUUUUUAAUGGACCCAUUUCAGAAGAAAAAAGAAACUGCGAAAAGCGAGGCGAACGAUGAUGAAGAUGGUGGACCGGAAGAGAAGUCGGUGGCCAAAACUCCAAAGGCCGACGGAGGAGGCGCGAAACCACCUGCCGGAGGACCAGUACCAGGCGCACCAGCCGGUUCAGCCGCUCCACCUAACCCGAACGGACCAAAAGCACCAGCUCAGGGAGGAAUUGCCGGAACACACGAUCCUAAUUACCAGGUAAAAUUUGGGUUUUGUUACUUAAAAUACUGGAAAAUGGCUUUUUUGUUACCUAAAAUAUUAAAAAAUGGCUUUUUGUUACCUAAAAUACUGAAAAAUUGUGUUUUUGUUACCUAAAAUACUAAAAAAUGGUGUUUUUGUUACCUAAAAUACUAAAAAAUUGCCUGUUUGUUACCUAAAUUUUACUUUUUCAGACUUUGGCCGGUGUCGGCGGAGACUGCUUCCAAGACAAGGGCGGAGCAGCCGGCGGAGGCGGAGCAGCUCCAGCUGCUGGCGGCGGAGGACCAAAAGCUCCAGCUGCUGGUGGUAUUGCCGGAACUCACGACCCGAACUAUCAGACUUUGGCAGGCGUGGGUGGCGACUGUUUCGGCGCGGACAAGGCGGGAGGAGGCGGCGGGGGCGGUGGUGCAGGACCAAAAGCACCGGCUGCUGGUGGUAUCGCCGGUACUCAUGACCCCAACUAUCAGGUGGGGCAUGGUUUUUAUUUAUUUUAUGACUUCUGGGAGGGGGGGGUGGGGGUAGUUUUUGAUUUUUUUUACUUCGGGGUAGGGAAUGAGGGGGGGGAAGUUGGCUCAUGGGCUAAUUCAUGAAGUGUAUGGCAUGGGCAAUGAAGUAAAUUUAAAACUUUUCAGACCCUCGCCGGUGUGGGCGGAGAUUGUUUCGGCGCAGACAAGAAGGGCGCAGGUGGCGGUGGAGGCGGCGGUGGUGCAGGACCAAAAGCACCAGCCGCCGGUGGAGUGGCCGGUACCCACGACCCUAAUUACCAAAUCCUGGCUGGAGUUGGUGGAGACUGCUUUGGAGCCGACAAGAAGGGUGGAGGCGGUGGUGGUGGCGGUGGAGCAGGACCAAAAGCUCCAGCUAACCAAGCUGAUAAGGUAGGUUUUUGAGGAAAGUUUGGGGAAAAGUUGGUUGUAAAGAAAGUUUUUGCAAGAAUUUUUAAUUUUUUUACUUACUGUAGGGUAUUGGCUAUAUAAUCAUGGUAGAGUUUUGGAAAUUGGUCUACUUGUCAAAAAGUUAUAGCAGUUUUAAUGGACCCUACUUUUUUUGGGUUUUUUGUGGGUAAUAUGGGAUAAAAUGCUCUGUAAAGAAAGUUUUCGCUGAUUCCUUAAAAAUAUUUUUGAAGUUUAUGCUAAAGUAGUCUUUUAGGGAUCUAUUAAUUGUACAACUUCGAAAAUCGAUAGACAGGUCAAAAAGUUAUGGCAGUUUUAGUUGACCCUACCCAUUUUUCGGAAAAAUUUAAUUUUUCAAAUCUUAAACUCAGUUUCAAUACUAAAAACGAAUAGUACUAACGCUUUUAUGGCUUUCAGGCCGGUACUCAUGACCCUAACUACCAAACCCUGGCUGGCGUGGGCGGCGACUGCUUUGGCGCAGACAAGAAGGGCGGCGGUGGUGGAGGAGGUGGUGCUGGACCAAAAGCACCAACUAACCAACAAGCUAAGGUAAUUCUUUGUUUUUAUGGGUUGAUAAGGCAUUGGUUAGCUAUGAUAAGGCUUAAUAGCAUUUUUUGCACAAAAGUUGCCGAAGUUGCUGAAAAAAGUUGCGACAACUUUUUUUGAAUUUUUUAAUAAAAAUUGGUUGCGAUGUACUAUAUAUAAUAUUACUUUUACAUUUUUUCAGGCCGGUACCCACGAUCCCAACUACCAAACGUUGGCUGGAGUCGGCGGAGACUGUUUCGGCGCUGAUAAGAAGGGUGGGGGCGGCGGAGGUGGUGCCGCGCCGAAAGCACCUGCCAAUCAGCAAGCUAAGGUGAGUUAUAAAGGUUUUUGAAAUGUUUUUUUUAAUUUUAAAUUACAUUUUACAAAAUUCAGAAAAAGUUGCAGAAGUUGCCGACAAAAAGUUGCGGCAACUUUUUUCAAAGAAAAUUCAUUUUUUGGCUUAGAGAGCAUUUCUAAGCUUGUGUAACAUACUUCGAAGUAAUUUUAUGCAAAUGACAUGACUUUUUAGGUCGGAACCCACGAUCCGAACUAUCAAACCCUGGCCGGCAUGAAGGAGGAUUGCUUCAAGAAGAAGUAG
Bursaphelenchus okinawaensis is the source of this 2886-nucleotide messenger RNA. NCBI's taxonomy places the organism in Eukaryota, Metazoa, Nematoda, Chromadorea, Rhabditida, Aphelenchoididae. The record is from the annotation of a GenBank genome assembly.